This is a messenger RNA of Mesorhabditis spiculigera, 2193 nucleotides long. The record is from the annotation of a GenBank genome assembly. NCBI's taxonomy places the organism in Eukaryota, Metazoa, Nematoda, Chromadorea, Rhabditida, Rhabditidae.
AUGCGCACAGCAACUCGAUUACUACUUUUUCUCGCGCUCGCCAAGACGAUAGCGGCCUAUUCAAAGUAUGCGGAGCCUAUCGAAGUUGCACAGCCGAAUGCAAACGGCGUCUACGAAUUCCACCUGAUGGUGGAGAAGAAGCUGACGAUGAGCUACGGCGAGCCCCCAUUCGGGCAUCGGACUCUUGUGGAUUAUGAUGUCGAUCAGCAAACGUGGUACGCCCGCGACCCGGACCAGCUGGUGGCUUGCGAUAAGCGGGACAAGAUGGAUUUGACGAAUAAUAAAACGGAUGCCUUUAUCGAAGACAUCCUUACCCUCGAUGGUCUUCAUUUCCGCGUCAUUUCUAUCAACGGAAAGAGCCCUGGCCCGCUUCUCGUCGUCCCCUUCGGCGCUGAGGUGCUCGUCAAGGUCAGCAACAUGCUGAUGCUCGACUCCUUUUCGAUCCAUUUCCACGGUAUCGACAAGCAGGGCCUCUGGUACGAGGACGGUGUCUCCUUCGUCCAGCAAUGCCCUAUCGCCACGAUGACAAACUAUCAAUACCGUUUCUUCGCCGACCGUGCCGGGACCCACUGGUACCACGGACAUUUGCAGUCGGAUCGCGGUGAUGGACUUGCCGGCGGCUUCGUCGUCCGGGAGCUCGAUACGACGGUGCCAACGAUGGAUGGCGGAAGAGUGCAGCCGUCGCGGGAAUACUUCACUUUGCUCCAGGACUGGUCGAAUGAUGAUGCUGGCGAUACCUGGUUGGCGUUGAAGGAAAAGACGAUGAAAUGGAUGUACGGCAUGGAUCAGAUGGAAAAGUGCUGGGAGCCGACGAGGGUCCAUGAUGGAGGAAACGUUGGUGGAGCCAUCCCCUUCUCCGCAAUCCUCUUCAACGACAAGGGGUGGCACGAUCAGACCGAUAUCCGGACCCGGCCCGAUAAGCUUCCGCUUGAGACCUACAGAAUCAAGCAGGGUGAGUCAAUUCUGAUGCGUAUCGUCAACGGUGGUCUUGCUCAGGAGCUGAUGAUCAGCAUCGAGGGUCACAACCUAACGAUCGUCGCAGCUGAUGGAAAUGAAGUGAUCCCGAUGACUGUAAAUAACCUGAUCAUCUUCCCCGGCGAGCGCUACGACAUCCUCAUCAAGGGCCACGAUAAGCCGGAAAAGAAGAACUUCUACGUGAUUGCGGAGACUGUACAGUACUACUUCUUCGACUGGUCCCACGUCGAGACGACUUACGGCAUUGCGAAUCUGGAAUACGAAGAUGUGGAGGACAAUGGCGAGCCGAAUUUGCCUCGUCUCGGCCACCCGACCUGCUCGCAGGGCCAGCCCUGCACCUGCAUCGCCGUCGACACGCUCGAGUCGCCCUUCGAGCUCCAGGACCCGGAAAUUCUCGCGGAAAAGAAGUUCGAUCAGGGAUAUGAGGAACACUUCAUCAACAUGCACUACGACAGCCACGUCAACGGCUACAAGUUCGAGUUCUCGCGCGGUAUGCCCUACUACUACGGCGACACUUUCAUGGACACGGUCGCCAAGGACUGCUCAAAGAUCGAUUGCCCGCGAAACCACUCGAAAUACGAUGAGAAUUGCCGAUGUUUCUAUCAUCUGAAGCACAAGCUGGACAAUAUUGUUCAGCUAACCAUCUACAACAUGGGACUUGGAGGCGGUCACGGCUCCGGCUACGCCCACCCGCUGCACAUCCAUUCCACGCAUACGUAUCUAGUCAAGAUGGGCUGGCCCUCCUACAACGGCACGGGAAUGAUCAGCGAUAUGAAUCAGGACCUGCCGUGUCCUAGUGCUGACGCAAUCUGCGAUGAUCUCCGGUGGACCGAUCAAGCCCAAUGGGGUGGCGCGCUAAAGGGAAUGAGAAAAAGACCCUCGUUGCGUGAUACAAUUCUGAUCCCAGUUGGAGGCUACGCGACGAUACGUUUCCGCGCCUCAAACCCGGGCUGGUGGGUGGCCCACUGCCAUUUGGAGCUGCACAUGAUGGGAGGGGCGGCGUACGCGUUCAAGAUUGGAGAAGACCACGAAAUCCCAGCCCCGCCAGCCGAUUUCCCGCAUGAUUGCGGCAAUUUCGAGAGGAAAUCUCUCCCCGACGACGCCAAGCAGCGCAUGGACAAGCGCAUGGACGAGGAGAAGCACAAGAAGCGACGCGGACAAUCGACAACGCAACGACCGCGCCGCGCCAUCACCGCCACCCCACCACGACACCUGGAG